AAUUAGCUCGCUGCGGCGUCAGUUCAAUUUUGGAUGCGAACGCGCGAGGUUGUCGGCUGUACGUGAUCUGCUCUUCGUCGUACUCUACGAACUGUGCAGCAGGAUAAUUAAGCGUGACGCGUGUGCGUAACAUAAAAAUAAACAUUAAGCGGCUGUUGGCCCGUCAGUGUGCGUCGUCAAAUGAAACUGAAUCUGUGCUAAGGAAAAUUCACAAAAAAAAAGUAAAAAAUAAGAAAAAGGCGAACGGAAACCAAAAAUUCCUGCCACACAAAUCAUAAAGCGCAGGGGCCCUACACCGGUUUCUGUUUGUUUGUUGGUUUUUUUCAUUAUUUUUUUUGCGCGCGACUCAGAGAACAUAAAGCAAACAGUAAGAGGAGAACGCGAAAUCAAAGAAAUUCUUCAACUCACGCCAUGAUUAAGUCACAGAUAAAGGUGAGCCGGCUGUUGCUGAGCUCCGCUCUCAUCAUCUGUUCUUGCAGCUGCGUGCGCGCAUCGCCGACAUCGCAAACGAACGUCGGCAUAACCCAGGGCCCGAACGGACGAACAACUGUCAAGGAACAGAGCCCAAUUCAAAUGCCUUGCGUCUACCAACUGCCGGACUCGUACAGGCAGAGCAACAGCGUCACUUUACGCUGGCGCAAAGAUGGCAAGGCUUUGCGUCAGGUGGAGCUGGGCCUGGCGAGCAGCACCACCAGUGAGCCGCAGCUGGAGACAAUGCUGCGGGAAGAUGCGCGCCUAACGCUCAACAAGGAGACCGGCUCGCUGCACUUUGCCAGCGUUUUGGCCAGCGAUGCGGGUGUCUAUCAAUGCCAAUUGCUUGUUGAGGGACAGUCGGCGGUCACCUCUGGCAGCGGUACAUUGGAGGUGAUUGAGCAGCUCAAGUUUAUGCCGCAGCCAACAUCCAAGAACCUGGAACUGGGCAGUGUUAGCAAGGUGCAUUGUAAGGCGCAGGGUACGCCGCCGCCCCAAGUCAAAUGGAUGCGGGAAACCCAAUUGCCAUUGCCGACAAAUGUCACCGAUCACAAUGGCACGCUGAUAUUUCGCGGCGUCUCCAAUGAGCAGCGUGGUCAAUACACUUGCUUCGCAUCGAACAGUCAGGGCCAGAUAAGUGCCACAGUCACCAUCAAUGUGGUGGUGGCGCCCAAGUUCAGUGUGCCGCCCGUGGGGCCCAUUGAGGUGAACGAAGCCGGUGUCGCUGUCAUGCACUGCCAGGCUACGGGCGAGCCGAAGCCAACGAUACAGUGGGACAAGGAUUUGGCUUACCUCAACGAGAACAAUACAGAUCCGUUGCGGUUUCGACUGCUAGAGAAUGGCACACUGGAGAUACACGAUGUGCAGCCGGAGGAUGAGGGACGCUAUGGCUGCACCAUUGGGAGCAGCGCGGGCUUCAAGCGCGAGGACGUCAUGCUGGUAGUCAAGAGCAAUAAGUCGACAUCCAAUUCUAUUGUGACCCGAAUCAUAAUUGUGAUUAUCUGUCUGGCAUUUCUCUACUUUGUGCUGGUGCUGGGCCUGAAGCUGUGGUAUCGCUAUCGCCGCCACAUGGGCAAGGUGCAGCUGGACGAUGCGGCACAUGCGGCUGUCGAUGCCGAUGGCCAUGAGCAUGCCGAGCACGAGCCCUGCCUGACCGAGGCGAACUCCAGCAAAAAUCUGAAGAGCAAACUACGAGAGAGCACCAUACUGGAGCAGGACUCGCAGGUGGCCGAUGAUAUUGUCUAGGAUAUGGCAUCAUCCAGAUUGGCUCUCCAGUUGCCAUUUUCAAUGAUCUCUAGGCUGGUCUCCGGCCAUGCGAUAUGUUAAUCCCAAUUGUUUGUUGAACGUGUAAAGCCCUUACCU
Molecule: messenger RNA, 1833 nt
Organism: Drosophila hydei
Lineage: Eukaryota; Metazoa; Arthropoda; Insecta; Diptera; Drosophilidae
Product: tyrosine-protein kinase-like otk
Exons: 3
Coding region: 412-1716 (434 amino acids)
Biological process (GO): homophilic cell-cell adhesion; axon guidance; dendrite self-avoidance
Cellular component (GO): plasma membrane; axon
Molecular function (GO): cell-cell adhesion mediator activity
Source: RefSeq, a predicted model, not a curated record